AUGAGUGUUUUUGAUUUAGUUUAACCUGUUACAAAAGAGUCUAUCUUGGAGUCUUCGCUCUACUUUGGUUUGUUUUUCUUGUUCUAAUUUUUAGGUGCCAAAUUCUUUCCUUCUAUUUCAGGUUAUGGCUUUCCAACUCCUUAGAAAACGAGAAAAGAUUAUGAACUCACUGGAUUGCAGAUGUUUUUUGUCACUUAGAUUACUUAUAUUGUUGCAAGAAUUUUAUUUGGAUUUUCGUUGGAGAUAUUGAUUAGAAAUUUCUGGUCAUUCUUUACAGUAGUGAAUGUAUUUUCUAUUGGGUUUUCUAUUUUCCUUUACAUAAAAGGUAAGUUGAACAAGUCUCCUAAAUUUGAAAAUACAAGCUUUUUGCCUGAUUUCCUUUUCGAAUUUUGGUGUGGAAUGGAAUUAAAUCCUACUCUUUUUGGAGUAGAUUUAAAAAUGUUUUUUUACUAACCUUCGCUUUUAGGCAUGCAUCUCUUCGUAAUCAGCUUUGCUGAGUACCAACACACUCGUUAUGGUCUAUCAACUUAGAUGAUAUUACUUUAAGUCUUUAUUUGGUUAUAUCUUUUUACUCAUUACAUAAAAGAAGAAUUUAUGCUCUCAACUUGGGAUAUUAUUGAGGAACACUUUGGAUUUAUGCUAGUUUGGGGAGAUAUGAUCUAUGUUCCUUUUUGGUAUAGCGUUGUAGGAUGGUUUGUUGCUGAUAGCACUGAAAACUAUGGUAUGCCCUAUUAUUUAUUCGUGGUUCUUUUGCAUUUGUUUGGUCAUUUUAUUUUCCGUGUCUCUAAUUGGUAGAAAUAUGUAUACAAGAGAUAUGGUAAAAAUUCUACUUUCUUAGGUUAAAAAUGCGUUCUCCUGGAAGACAGGCUUUUGAUUAGUGGUUUCUGGGGUAUUGGUCGCCAUUUAAAUUACUCAGGAGAAAUUAUAACUUACUUAACUUUUGCCUUGACAAGUAGACUAACAAGUUUUGUUCCAUAUAUAUUGCCUUUCUCUUUACUUAUUUUAUUAUCUCAAAGAGCAUGGCGUGAUGACUAAAGAUGCUCAUCAAAAUACAAAGAAUUAUGGUAAAAAUACUGUAAAAUAGCAACUUUCAAGAUGAUUCCAGGAGUCUAUUGA
Messenger RNA from Tetrahymena thermophila SB210, 1116 nucleotides. RefSeq names its product ergosterol biosynthesis ERG4/ERG24 family protein. NCBI's taxonomy places the organism in Eukaryota, Ciliophora, Oligohymenophorea, Hymenostomatida, Tetrahymenidae. Gene Ontology annotation, cellular component: endoplasmic reticulum membrane. The record is from RefSeq and is a predicted model, not a curated record. Gene Ontology annotation, molecular function: oxidoreductase activity, acting on the CH-CH group of donors, NAD or NADP as acceptor. The transcript has a single exon. Gene Ontology annotation, biological process: sterol biosynthetic process.